CAAUACAAUUCAGUUAUGUGCUUGAUUUCGUGUAAGCACCGUAUCAACAUUUAUUUCAAAUAAAAAGUUUAAACAAGCUAUACUUUAAUCAUAGAUAUACUGGUGACAGGCCAUCUAUUGCAGAGAAAUAAAAAUGUAUUUCAUAAAAUUACUUUUUAUUAUUUUUAUUGGGAAAUGCUUUGAACACGUGAUAUUUGCAGCUUACAAUCCAAUGCUAACUUAUACGAUACGAUUUCAAAAAUUGUAUUUUCAACCCAAUUUCACUGGGAAUUAUACAAUCAAUAAAUACAGAGAAAAGGAAUUCGUUAAUGGAUAUAUUGCACUUGACUCGCCAGAACCAUUAGAAAAGCUUGUCGUAGUAUUUCAACGUUGUAACCCAGAAGGUGUAAACUGUGAAUAUUUUCAAUCAUGGACUUUAACCGAUCUUUGCCCUAAAUUAAAGGACAAGAAUCAAAUAUGGUCCAGUUGGUAUAGAGCAUUUGAUCCACAACCAAAUUGUCCAGUAACAAAAGUGAAUUCUUUUAUACGAAAUGGAACUAUUGAUUUUGCGCCGGCGGUUCGAUGGUAUCCCGAUAUUGUUAACUAUCAAUGGAAAGUGACACAAAAGUUUUAUGCUGCAGGUGAACGUUAUAUAGGUAGUUACACGUUUGAACUAUCAGUGUUUGGCUACAGGAAAAGAAACAUAAAACAAACAAAACAAUAAAAUGUAAUUCAUUCUACGCAUACAAAUAUUUUACAAUUUAUUUAACCAUUAACAGACUAUUUAAUUUUAUUAAAAACAACACUUACAUCUUGAUAUUUAUGUUGUAAAACUUAAUUAUAUAUUUUAUCACUAACUAUAUUAUAUUUUUGUAUUUGGCUGAAAAUGGGAUGACGGUGUUAUAAUUAUACUCAUUAUACAUUUUAAUAAAUAAACUUUAAACUUUUUUUUGUA
This is a messenger RNA of Rhopalosiphum padi (bird cherry-oat aphid), 934 nucleotides long. RefSeq lists its product as uncharacterized. The coding region runs from base 134 to 703 and encodes 189 amino acids. NCBI's taxonomy places the organism in Eukaryota, Metazoa, Arthropoda, Insecta, Hemiptera, Aphididae. The record is from RefSeq and is a predicted model, not a curated record. The transcript is spliced from 4 exons.